Molecule: messenger RNA, 4960 nt
Organism: Osmia lignaria (orchard mason bee)
Lineage: Eukaryota; Metazoa; Arthropoda; Insecta; Hymenoptera; Megachilidae
Gene: chico
Product: insulin receptor substrate 1 chico
Biological process (GO): insulin receptor signaling pathway
Cellular component (GO): cytosol; plasma membrane
Molecular function (GO): phosphatidylinositol 3-kinase binding; insulin receptor binding
Source: RefSeq, a predicted model, not a curated record
GUGGACCACGCAGUAAAUUGUGUUAUUCGACGCGAUAAACAGGUGCACAAGCCUUAUAACCCAGAAAAAUACUUCCGAAAGAUUUCAGCGGGUCUUUUCGAUAAAGACAUUAAUUAAAUGCAAAAUACGCAAAUAGUUGCAAAUACUAUUGACCUCGAGUUGCGUACAAUCCCCUCUGGGAUAUCAGAGCGAUGAAUCGUGGCGGGCGAAAUUAGACAAAAUUGCGUGACAGGUGGAACUUAAGCCCAUCUAGAACCGCCAUCGUAGAAAUCAGAACAGGUAUACACGAUCCCUGUUUUCCAUGGAACUGGUAGAAAGGAUUUCCGGUUUUUGUUGGAGGAUCAAGUGUUUCCUAAUUUCAUAACCUCGGAAAACGUGGUCAGUCGAUAGUAGUACACGCUUGUCUCACGGGCUGCAUCGGAAGGAGCGAUCUAUACGACGCCCUUAGUACACAUUGAGUGCACAUGCACCGUGGUGGCGUGUUAUUGCUUAUUUACCCCCGACACGUGCUUCCACCGUUAGCGUGUCUCGAGUACAACGAUAUCGACGACAACCUUUCCGUGAUAAAAGCAGGACGGUAGACACGUUGCGCAAAAACACAACAAUAAGAUUUGCGAGUUUUGAAAUACAUAUUUUCGAAUUCCUGUCAUGUGCACGAAAGUGGUGAUAUACGAUUGGAUUGCUUCGGAUAUUCGCUUUGCGUUCUUUCGCUAAAAAUCCUUUAUAACGGAAGUGUUACUCACGGACAACGUGGGUGGGAACCACGCAUUUCUCCCCACAAUGGACUAUCGAUAUAGCGUGUUUUGAUAGAAGAUGCGCGUGACAAAUUGAUUAUACGUAACUGUUCUGUACCACGUAAAUGGUACAGAGUGAUGUGUCAUUAAAGGACCCGCAAGAUUUUCAUCGCGACGACGACGGCCUUUUCGAUCGUCACCGCGACGAUGUCUUCGGGCAGGGGUUUAGCCUCCCCCUCGGGAGGUCCCGUUGUUCUCUCCGGACAUGUGAAAAAAUUGAAAACUCAAAAGAAGAAAUUCUUCGUGCUACGAGGCGAAGCUGCUGGAUAUCCUGCUUGUCUCGAGUAUUACGAUAGCAAAAAGAAGUUUGAGAACAGACAGCCACCUAAACGUAGCAUCUUGUUAGACAGCUGCUUUAAUAUCAAUAAACGCGUGGACACCAAGCAUAAGCACGUUAUCGCAUUAUACACGAAAGACGAAUGCUUCUGUUUGAUUUUGGAAAGCGAAAAAGAACUGGAUGAAUGGUUGAAAGCAAUGCUUUUACUUCAGAGUGGAGAUGUAGCCGAUGGAGAGCAACCUCGGCCUAUAUUUGAACAUGUAUGGCAAGUUACAAUGCAGAAAAAAGGACUGGGUGAAAGAAAGAAUAUCCAUGGUCCCUAUAGGCUGUGUUUAACUGAUCGAACAUUAAGCCUAGUGAAAAUUGGGGCAAAGGAUAAUUCAGAUUCUAUAGAAUUUCCUUUAAUUUGCAUCAGACGGUGUGGAUAUAUGGAUCGUAUCUUCUAUAUGGAAGUAGGUCGUUCUGCAGUCACUGGUGGUGGUGAAUUGUGGAUGGAAGCUGAAGAUAAUAAUAUAGCACAUAAUAUGCAUGCUGCUAUCAUGAAUGCCAUGAGCAAUUCUAAUAGUAGCAAAGAUGAUGUGGAUCCACGUCAAAGAAGGCGUAGUUCUUCAGCAACUGAGGCCAGCAAGCCAAUCUAUGUUUUACAACGUCGUCAUACUGGACAAAAGUUUCACAAUUUUUCACCAUUAGAGGAACACAGGACGCACGAGGAGCAGGUGGAUCCAGUACAGGAACAGGAGCAGUCUAAUCAGACUCAGAGUAUCUCUUCUUGCAAUACAGUCAUGGUCGUUGCUGGUACCGGGGCUGGGACUGCUGGGAAUGCCUCGACUAAUACCAACUGUGCCACUACCACUAGACGUCGUCAUUCGGUAGCGAGUCAUCCCCAUUCCGUCAAUAAUUCCCAAUCCGUUCAUGUUACAACAAGUACAACAACAACCACCACUAUUACCAUCACUACGACCGCUACUGUGACCACCACAACCGCGACCGCUACAAUAUCCCAUCAGAGAACCCUGUCGCUGCCCUUAGCUGCCGUUAUUAUCAAUCAAAUGCAAUCAUCUAAAAGAUCAGUUUUAUGCUGUGCAAACGGCCGCGACAGAUGUGACAGUUUGCCAUCGAGGGCUCGCACCACCAGCGAGAGUCAUCCUGCAUCGGUACUAAGUCAUCCUAGAAGUACUCAUUUCGUACCUCACGUACUGAGACCACAUUCCAUGUACGUGAGGGGUCUAUCAUACUCGCCACCGAUCUCAUCAAUGCCUAUUAGUCCCGCUUCUGGAGCUUGUUCCACGGACUCAGCGGGAUCGUCUCUUUCGAUGGAUGAAGGUGGUGAGAAUAUAUUAGAAGAGGGUACGGUAUCGCGAUAUGGACAUUCAUUAACGCCAGACGAGCCUGUUAUUUUAGAGGAAAAUGGUGAUGAUUACGCGCCUUGGUCCACGUCACAUUCGCAUCACAAAUAUUCGCCAAAUUUUAAGUCUCAUUCUCCCUCGCAGCAAAGUUCCUACAUUGAAAUGUGCAGCCCUUGCAGUUCAAGUCCCGGUCGUAGUGGAGUAUAUAUGCCAAUGAGUGCAGGGACAGGUCAUUCGCAUUCUCGUGCAUCAUCUCUCAUCGAAGAAUCAAAUACUUUACCAGAAGGUUAUGUACCUAUGGCACCCGUUGGAAACAAUGGAUACGUUGACAUGGUUCCUUCCCAUAAUCAUAAUGGUCACUUUCCUGAUGACUUGUCACAUGCUGGCAGUAGUUGUUCCGUUACUUCUGGUACACCCAGUACAGAUUUGCGAUUCUCCGAAUAUCACUUAGAUAAAGUAACAAGCUUUUUGCCACCUGGGGAUGAUUUACAAGCUAGACCAGUGAGAGCUUAUUCCAUCGGGUCUCGACCGGAACCUGUGAACAGGCAUCGUAAAAAUAGAUUGGAUAUUGCUCAGCAAGAAGCUAGUAGAGUGCGAGCUUUUUCUGUAGGUAGCAGAUCUAAGAAACCUGAGAUUGGAAGGCUAUCGAACGUAGUUACUGUACCGUUACCUGGUGCUGGUGAACACUCAAAUUCCAACAAAUCAAACUCUGCGCCAUUACUGUCCAGUUCCUGGGGACAUAAUUCUGGUUGUUCCAUAACCUCCGAGCGAAUGGAGGAUUUAAUGGAAUUAGACUUUACUAAACCCAGUAUUUCUGCAACUUUCAAUUCACCGCCUUCAUCUUACUCGCAAUCGCAAUCUCAGUCACACUCAUACUCUACUGCCACUGACACCAGUUCCUAUGUUGAUAUGUCUCCUGGACAGCCACCUUCGUCGACUGCUCCUUACGUCGAUAUGAGUCGCAUAAACAAGAUCAAUCGUAAUAACAAUAAUAAUACAAUCACUGCCAAUCAAAAUCAUAGUCAUAUUCAUAUAUCUGCUGCUUCUACGCAUAAACCAAUAAUUACUACUUUGAAGCCCGUGGAAGAAGCAGAAGGGCCAUACAUGAGAAUGGAUAGUGUAAUGGAGGAUUGGUCACGAUCCGAUACGAGUCCUAAACUAAUUUCCUCACCCAUGCAAGAAGAAUGCGUGCAAUCAAAUGGACCUCCAGAUUUCAAAUAUAUUUUAGGAGCCACGAGAACGGCGCCAGUUGAUCUUCCACGACGUCCACCAGCGGACUACGUCGACAUGAAUUUUAAACCCAGAUUAGGCUUGGAACAAGAUUACAUAAACAUGAAUAUGAGCAACCGAAACAAUCGUAAACCAGCAACGCGGACAGGUAGCCGCAAGGAGAAGUCGCGUUCGCAGCCGAUCGCGAUCCAAGCAGGAAACAAACCUAUAAAAACGCCUAGUUUCUUACCCCUUAACGGAAGUCCAGAGUCAGAGAGUUUAGCGAGUACUCCGGCGUCGCCUCCGCGAGCAACACCAACAGGUUCCUCGGCAACAAUCUUUCCUUUCUCCUUGAACAGCCCUCAGUCGCCUGAGAAAUCGUUUACUCAUCAAAAAACUAACGACGAAUUGUCAGAAUUGAACACCAAUUCCAAAAGCAACGACCGUACCAUUGUGGAACCUGCGAACAAUAGAGUGAACAAUUCUGUAACGGAAGCGAAUAAUACUUCGCCAAAAGCAACGAACGAUAGACCUUCUAGUCCUGCAGAAAAGGAUAAUCAAGUUAAUCAAGUUAAUCAAGUUAAUCAAGUGAAUAAUUCGUUGACCUCGCAAGAUAACAUGUUGAACGCUAUAACGAAGAAGUUCUCCGAUUUGCACCUGUCGAAACCACCACGUUUGAUAACCGCAUCUCCGAACACCAGCCCCACGUUGUCUGGGUUUAAAUCAACCACUGAAAAACAACCAUCUUCGCCAAAAUUGUCAGACGAAACGCCGACACCUACGCCUAGCACUGCACCGAGUCCGUUGGAAAAGGAGUGUCAGGAUAAAGUGCAAUCUGGUGCCGAAGUCUUACACUACGCUAGUCUUGACCUUCCGGAAGUCGGUAGCACCGCGCCUGUCUCGCCGGCGUCUCAAGAAGGAUUUAAUUACGCCGAAAUUGAUUUCGCCAAACUUAAACAAAAUUAAAACGGCUAUCUCGAAUUCGGAUGAAAGAGCUGUAUCGGUGUAACGCGCGCGUCACGUGUCUAGAAACGCUGAAUUGACUCAUUGCCUUAGUUUUCUUUUUUAUUUUCUUCGCUCGUCAGGACAACAGAGCAUGGCAAUCGUUCUAACAUUGGUCGAGCUGAAUUAGCAAAAAAUCAGUGCAUAAACUGACUAAUGCGAAUUGUAAAUAGUAAACAAUUUUUUCUUUUCUUUUUUUUAUUUUUAAUUAUGAUCAUUUUAUUGAUCGUAUACUUUCGAUUUUAUGAAAGAUUUGAAAAACACAAAAUAGUGCCUAUACUUCUGGUUAUAUCGUAGCGGAUAUGAUUUUUUAUUCGCAAGAUGGCGAUUAU